This is a messenger RNA of Rana temporaria (common frog), 3204 nucleotides long. RefSeq names its product acyl-CoA synthetase long chain family member 4 (gene ACSL4). Gene Ontology annotation, cellular component: plasma membrane; endoplasmic reticulum; lipid droplet. Gene Ontology annotation, biological process: long-chain fatty acid metabolic process; neuron differentiation; long-chain fatty-acyl-CoA metabolic process. Gene Ontology annotation, molecular function: arachidonate-CoA ligase activity. The record is from RefSeq and is a predicted model, not a curated record. The transcript is spliced from 16 exons. Bases 387 to 2522 code for a protein of 711 amino acids. Lineage: Eukaryota; Metazoa; Chordata; Amphibia; Anura; Ranidae.
AUUUCCCUGUACUCCUCUCUGCUAUUGGCCUUUCACCUCAUUGUGGUAAUGUUGCUUUAAACAUUUUUCAUACGUUCUUCAAAAGUGGGCAGGCCCCCUUGCCUUAUAAGUCUGUUCAUUCUUCCAUCUGAUUACUGUCGGGCUCGUAGUCUCAUCUGGAAUCUGUUGCAAUCUGAAGAUUUCAUACUGAAAGUUCAGUUGAGUCUCACAAUCCUUGGCUUCCAAAGGUUAACAGUAGUCUUGCUGUUCAUGCACAGCGAUACGUUAUGCUUUUGUUCUUGUACUGCUGCCUUGGGUAACAACUGCUGCCUCUGCUUUACACGGUUGCCUUAAGAGCCCAAAGAAUAUUCAUUUGAGACAAGCACCUGUACUUUAAUACCCUCACCAUGAAGCUUAAAGCAGAAGUGUACUCCUUUGUCUUGCUGCCUGUCUACCUGUUAAUGUUUGUGUACAGUACUCUUACGUUUCUACCGUGGUAUCUUCUCACCAACGCAAAGGAGAGGAAGGCUAUGGCAAAAAGAUUAAAAGCUAAACCUGUUUCGGAUGUACCCGGAAGUCCUUAUCGGGCUGUCAGCCACUUCGAUUCACUUGCCACCAUAGACAUUCCUGGAGCAGACACUCUAGACAAACUCUUUCAACAUGCUGUGGACAAGUUUGGCACAAAAGACUGUCUGGGCACAAGAGAGCUGCUGAGUGAAGAAAACGAGAAGCAACCAAAUGGCAAAGUCUUCAAGAAGCUAAUUUUAGGGGAGUAUAAAUGGUUAAGUUAUGAAGAAGUGAAUACUCGCGUCAACCAUUUUGGAAGUGGGUUGGCUACACUGGGCCUAAAGCCACGGAGCACGGUUGCCAUUUUCUGUGAAACUAGAGCCGAAUGGAUGAUAUCUGCUCAAGCAUGCUUAAGAUACAAUUUCCCAUUGGUUACAUUGUACGCUACACUUGGUGAAGAUGCAGUGACGUAUGGCCUUAAUGAAUCGGGAGCCACACAUCUCAUUACUAGUGCUGAGCUGCUGGAGACAAAGCUCAAGUGUGUGUUGUCACAGAUCAACAACAUUAAACACAUAAUCUAUGUGGGCAAGAAAACCAUAGAGCAAUCAGGAUAUCCAGAAGGCCUGCAGAUCCAUAAUAUGGAGGCAGUAGAAGAGCUGGGUGCCAAACCUGAGAAUUUGAACAACCCUCCAUGCAGUCCUCUUCCUACAGACCUUGCUGUUGUCAUGUAUACAAGUGGCUCUACUGGCAAACCCAAAGGAGUAAUGAUGAUUCACAGCAAUCUAAUAGCUGGCAUGGCUGGGCAGUGUGAACGGAUACCUGGCCUUGGGCCAAAAGACACCUACAUUGGAUACUUGCCCUUGGCACAUGUUCUGGAGAUGACUGCAGAGAUAUCCUGUGUAACUUAUGGAUGCAGGAUUGGCUAUUCCUCUCCACUAACGCUGUCAGAUCAGUCUAGUAAAAUAAAAAAAGGAAGCAAAGGCGAUUGUUCAGUGCUGAAGCCCACACUGAUGGCUGCUGUGCCUGAAAUUAUGGAUCGUAUUUACAAAAAUGUCAUGAGCAAAGUGCAAGAAAUGAAUGUUUUCCAGAGAACAUUGUUCAAGCUGGGUUAUGAUUAUAAGCUGGAACAGAUAAAGAAGGGAUAUGAUGCUCCGUUAUGUAAUGUGAUACUGUUCAAAAAAGUAAAGGCGUUAUUAGGAGGGAAUGUCCGCAUGAUGCUGUGUGGUGGCGCUCCUUUGUCCCCCCAGACUCAGAGGUUUAUGAAUAUUUGUUUCUGUUGUCCAGUUGGUCAGGGUUAUGGAUUGACUGAAACAUGUGGAGCUGGUACCAUCACUGAAGUAUCUGACUAUAGCACUGGAAGGGUGGGAGCUCCACUUACCUGCUGUGAAAUGAAACUACGAGAUUGGGUAGAAGGAGGCUAUAGGAAUCAGGAUAAGCCACAUCCACGAGGAGAAAUUAUAAUUGGAGGGCCAAAUGUUUCCAUGGGUUACUUUAAAAAUGAGGAACGAAACCUAGAGGACUUCUUCGUGGAUGAGAAUGAACAGAGGUGGUUCUGUACCGGAGACAUCGGAGAGUUCCACUCUGAUGGCUGCCUGCAGAUAAUUGACCGGAAAAAGGAUUUGGUAAAGCUACAAGCAGGAGAAUAUGUGUCUCUGGGCAAAGUAGAAACUGCCUUGAAGAACUGUCCAUUCAUUGACAACAUCUGUGCCUAUGCCAACAGUUACCAGUCUUACGUGAUCAGCUUUGUCGUUCCUAAUCAGAAGAAGCUGACUAGUUUAGCACAACAGAAAGGGAUCGAAGGCACUUGGGAGGAAAUCUGUAACGAUCCCACAAUGGAAGCAGAAGUAUUAAAGGAGAUUAAAGAGCUAGCAUGUUCAAUGAAAUUGGAACGCUUUGAAAUCCCAAUCAAGGUACGACUAAGCCCGGACCCUUGGACCCCGGAAACGGGUCUUGUUACAGAUGCUUUUAAACUGAAGAGGAAAGAACUAAAAAAUCACUAUUUAAAUGAUAUUGAGCGGAUGUAUGGAGGCAAAUAAAGCAACAAAAUGGACAUAAAGCUGAAGAGGACUUGGCGUGUGGGUGUUUUUUUUUUUUUUUUUAUAUAUUUUUGGUUUGGUUUUUCUUUUCAAGUACAGAGGGAGAUUUUUUUUUCUUUUUUUUUUGACUGGAUAAAGUAUCUGUCUGUUUAGGAAAGGUUGUGACUAUGCAUAUUUGUGCAGUUAAAACUGAAGAAAUGUGUAAUUUAUUUUGCCCGACUUGCACAUAAAUGUAAAACCGCUGACGCACACGUUAAUUCAGAAAAACGAACUACUCAAAGCUUAUUUAUUUGAACAAACCACUUAUGCACCCUAACCAACGCUCCUGUUUUGGAUCAUACAAUCGCUACCAAAACAAAACUGCAUAAAAUAGAACAUUUAUAAUAUUUUAAGGCUACAUACACACACACUUUUUUUUCCUUCUUUUAUCCAAUGUAUUGCAUCUGCUUUCAAAACUGAUAUACAUCAAACUGUCAAUUUUAUAGACUUGGGCAUUAAUAGGUUCUUCCAUGUUGUAGUCUGUUACAUUCCUGUCAACAAUCUGCAUUUUUAAAAGAUUUGGGCUUAUUUGGGUUUUCAGCAGUGUAGUCAAAAAUCUGGUUCUAGAUGGUUAUGAUAUUGGGACAUUGUUCCUCGCAAGUAUUUGUUGGCCCUUGUCUUAUAAAUACCUUUACACAUAUGA